UCCAAUUCUCGCCAUUCAGUAGCAUACGGUUUCAAGAUUGUAGUAAGUUCUUCAGAGAAAUUUGAGCUCUUUUUCCUUGAGGAUACAAGUGCUGCUUCCGCACCAAGUCCAUCUUUGUACCUGCAGGAAACAGAGACUGACAAACCGAGAAUACGUUUGCCUUUCGGAAUUCAGAAAAUGGAGAAAUCAACAAUGUUUGUUGUACUAUUGGUGUUGCAACUUUUUGUCCAUCUUCAAUUACAGGUUCACUCGUUGGCCGCUCUUUCUAAACAUGAUUUUAGCUACUCAAAAUCUGUGAUUAAUGCCUUUGAUCUUCCACUAGAAGAAGUGUAUGACUACAUUGUAGUUGGAGGGGGUGCCGCAGGGUGUCCAUUGGCAGCAACUUUAUCAUCAAAGUAUUCGGUGCUCGUUUUAGAAAGAGGUAGUUUUCCUACAUCAUAUCCGAAUGUCUUGACUCAAGAGGGGUUUAUAUAUAAUCUCCAGCAAGAAGAUGAUGGAGAGACACCAGUUCAAAGAGUCAUGUUGGAAGAUGGCAUUCCUAUUGUUAGAGGAAGGAUCCUUGGCGGCACGAGCAUAAUCAGUGCUGGCGUGUACGCAAGAGCUAACAUUUCAUUCCUAAGUGAAUCGGGAGUUGAAUGGGACAUCAAUUUGGUUAAUGCGACAUAUGAGUGGAUUGAAGACACUAUUGUGUACAAGCCAAAUGCAUUCGCUUGGCAAACUGUUACACAAAAAGCAUUUUUGGAGGCUGGCGUUUUACCAGAAAAUGGAUUCAGUUUGGAUCACGUACCUGAAACAAGAAUCACUGGCUCAACUUUUGACAAUAGUGGAACUAGACAUGCGGCUGAUGAACUACUUAACAAAGGAGACCUAGACAACUUGCGAGUUGCAGUUCAUGCCAACGUAGAGAAGAUUCUCUUCUCUUAUAGUGAAUCAAGCUUGUCAGCUACAGGAGUCAUAUAUAAGGAUUCUAAAGGAAUUGCUCCUCGGGCAUAUGUACGCGAUCAAGGUGAAGAUAUAUUGAGUGCAGGGACAAUGGGGACCCCUCAACUUCUACUACUUAGUGGCGUUGGCCCAGAGUCUUACCUAUCAUCUCUUGGAAUCCCAGUUGUACUUGACCAUCCUUACGUUGGGCAGUUUCUAUAUGAUAAUCCUCGAAAUUUCAUUAACAUUUUGCCCCCAAAUGCAAUAGAACCCUCAAUUGUAACAGUUCUAGGCAUUAGAGACGAUUUCUGGCAAUGUUCUAUCUCGUGCGGACCACUUACUGCUCCACCCUAUAGUUUAUUUCCUACUUCGUCUUUUCCACUACAUAGCCAACAUGACUCGAAUGGGUGGCAUCUCCAAGGCCUAUAUGACGUACUCGAUGAAGUGUUUUGCAACCAUUGCCAAGUUCCGCAAUGA
Molecule: messenger RNA, 1398 nt
Organism: Pyrus x bretschneideri (Chinese white pear)
Lineage: Eukaryota; Viridiplantae; Streptophyta; Magnoliopsida; Rosales; Rosaceae
Product: (R)-mandelonitrile lyase 2-like
Exons: 5
Coding region: 178-1398 (406 amino acids)
Molecular function (GO): oxidoreductase activity, acting on CH-OH group of donors; flavin adenine dinucleotide binding
Source: RefSeq, a predicted model, not a curated record